Molecule: messenger RNA, 357 nt
Organism: Cyclopterus lumpus (lumpfish)
Lineage: Eukaryota; Metazoa; Chordata; Actinopteri; Perciformes; Cyclopteridae
Gene: ripply2
Product: ripply transcriptional repressor 2
Exons: 3
Coding region: 1-357 (118 amino acids)
Biological process (GO): negative regulation of transcription by RNA polymerase II; embryonic pattern specification
Cellular component (GO): nucleus
Source: RefSeq, a predicted model, not a curated record
AUGGAGACUUAUAAUACCAACAGUGGAUUACCUUCUGCUUUUCCUGGACACAAUGCCACUCAGCAGUCCGGUCGUUGGUGGAGACCAUGGGUUGGAUCAAAGGACACAACUGGGGCAAACAGGGGUCACUCUAAUGACGGAGACCUUUCCGCUGCCCAACAACACAAAACUCCUCAGGUCAUUCACCCAGUCAAGUUGUUCUGGCCAAAAUCGAGAUGUUUCGAUUAUCUGUACCAGGAUGCAGUAAUGCUCCUGCGCAACUAUCCGGUGCAAGCCACCAUCUCCCUUUACGAAGACUCCAGCAGCGAUGAAGACAGCGAGGAAGAAGAGGACGAGAUGGAGAAGGAGCUGAACUGA